AUGCUUCCAGCAAGGCUUGUCUUUCCAUUACUUGGCGCACUCGUGCCAGUGGUAGUUGGCAGUCCACCAGAAGAUGCUAAGCGCAACAGGGCUGGAAUGGAAGGCUUGGUGCCUUUAUACUUGUGGGUGCAAAACAAGACCAAGCAACGCUUCUUGAACAUGUGCCGUGAGGAGAACGUCAGCAUCUCCGAAAUGCUGAUGAGAUGGGCUUCGUUUCAAGCUGUUGAGAGGCCUGCGCUUCCUGGGGAUCAAUGGAGAACUCGCAGUGAAAGUGGGGUAUCGCCUGCAGAACAGAUGAAACCAGAGUCAACUGGUGGGGUUGGGCCCAAUCUUCGGGAGGUGACCAAAGAGAGGAAGCCGCUGGGUCAAACUUUCAUGCUGGAUCUGCGAGAAGCUGACGUGAACUUGCUGAAGAAAGCAGGGAGAAAACAAUCGCUCUUGGCAACCUGGACAACAGGGGAGUCCAAGUACAUGAGUUUAGCGCUGAAUUUGGCACUCUCAGUGCGGCGCAACACUCCGCAUCUGGAGAGGAGCUUUGUGUGCAUCGCACUGGAUCGUGAAGCCCGCCGUGCCAUGCGGAAACAUAGGUUCCAGACCAUCCUUCACGCAGUACCACGCCUUGACCUGAAAGAUGCAAUUUGGAAAAUGCGGUGGUUUAUUUUGCAUACCUUUGCUUACUUCGGGGUCAAUGGCUUUGUUCUGGACUCAGACAUUGUGGUGCUGCGAAGUCCAUUUGAAGUCUUGAAAGGGGAUGCUGAUUUUGAGGUGAUGACAGAUCAUUUCUGGCCAGAACUUCAUUUGUGGGAGUAUUGGACCAGACCCGAGGAGCACAUCAAUACUGGAUGCAUCUAUGUAAAGGCUUCGAACCGCACCAAGGCAUUCCUGUAUGAGUUCUUGGAGGACCACAACGAGACUCAGGUCGGUGGUAUCCCUCGCCAUUGGAUGGACCAGCAAGUGUUCAACAAGUUUGUGCAGCGCAAGCUCUUCCAUUCGUCCAGUGAUUUAGUGCAUGGUUUGUACGAGAGCCAGAUCUACCGGAACACAAGGCCGCUCCUGCCAGUUGUGGACCCAAUACGUAUCAGAAUCCUGGAUCCGGUCGUGGUGGCCCAUGGCAUGAACUACUUUUGGAUUCGAGCUCAUGAACGGCCUGGGCAGGAGCGGCAACCCGUCCUCGCUCACGCCAAUGGAGUAGACGGAAAAGAGUACUUUUUGCGGGAUCGAAAGCUUUGGUAUCUUAAUGACUUUGAGACUCGCUUUGAGGGGCAAAAUUUUUUGACCUAUGAGCACCCGCCGCGCCUGUCAUUGGCGAAUGACUUUCGGCAUCUCACAAGAGCUGUGGUAGUAGCAGCUUCUUUGAAGCGGCGUUUGGUCUUGCCAAAUCGCAUGAAUUGCAACAACUGCCCAGCGCUCGAAGCCUAUAAAGGGACGGCAAUGCUGGGAACGAGCAACUGUACUUUUGACUACUUUGCUUGGUCACAAAGCUUUUUGGGCCACCAUGGAGAAUUGGUAGUUGAAAGCGGACUGGAGUCAGAUCCGCAUUUCGCACUACUUUCAGCAGAGACAGCAACGUCCGACCACUUUGUUGAGCUCUUCCAAGCAGCAUGGAAAGGUGGCCAUGGCGGUAAGGGCAACUUCCGGUCCAGAAGGCUGCACAUUGCAGACUUGGAAUUGGCUUACAAAACUGCUCUUGAAGUUGGGUUUAGACCGGCUAUGGUGUUUGAGUGUCGUCAUCACGACUGGCCGGUCGGUUGGAUGGCUUGCCGCGAUCAACGAUUUGUGCAAGCUCAAGGCAUGUUUUCGCGCUGUGAAGCAUUCCCAGAGCAAGGGGGGUGUGGAUACCGUGGGGUGACGUGCUGUGAAGCCUUCUGGGGAUGGAGUGAGAAACUGGAAUACUUCACUGGGAAGUCUUGGGAUUUGCCAUGCAACUGUGGUUUGUCAGAAUGCGAGCCGAGAGAAGGCGCAGAAAGGGCACAGGGAUGCUGCGCAUUUGCAGGAGGUCAGCCUAGAUGUGACCGGCGGAUACGCAUGGAGUCUGUACCUGAAAUCAACACACCAGAAGACACCGAGUCUUUGACUUCCACUGCACUUGCUGAACUGGAAGCCUUUGGCGAUCCCAUCUCCUUUUGGAAGACUUGCAGAUUAAACCGUCAGCUCAGAGCUUCAGAUAAAACAAUUGAGGAGUUGUUGUGGAACUGCCAUCGAUUGGCUACUCGCUUUUUGCUCUUAAAGCAGAACUUGGAUGUUUUGGGUCGUUGGUGUCGCUUUGCACAUCGUUUGAGACGAGCAGCCACUGACACUGCAGAUUUAGCCUUUCCCCGAAACUGGCCAAGCCCAACUCUUCUUCGACCUUUCAAUGCAGAGACUGGCAAGGUGGAAGUCCUGCGGACAGAAGAUUUGAACUUGAAGCUUUCUCACGAUCUUGCACAACUUGGUUUCUUGCAGCAGAAGUUCUCCAGGUCGGAGAUCCUUGAGGUAGUUGAAGGGUUGCGACUGCUCGGAAACAUCAAGGUGUUUGAUUCCAUUUACGCUGGAAACCGUGCACGGUUCGUGCCAGAACUGAAAGCAGAGGUGAACAUUACUAUAGAUCCUCUUGUGGACAGUUUCUCCGUCACAGAUGGCAUUUUAAAUUCAAGUUUGGUCGAAGCAUUGGCUGACUGGUUCGCUGAAGCGACAAUUUGGCAUGCGCCACACUUGCAAGGGCAACUCCUACAAGCCUCCCUGCUAGAUGGAUUGAAUUGCGAGGCGUUGAUGAGUGUGGCCAGUGGUUUCAAGUCUCAACUACGUACAUUGGUUCUAGAGAACAUGUGGGCGUGGAAAUUGAACGCGAUGGAUACACACCCUCCAGUACGUGUUUACAGCAACAGCCAGUUUGGCGCUCCUGAUUUGUUAUUGUUGUUUUGGGUUUCCGAUGGUGAAGAAAGUGAGGGCCUGGAGCUCACUCGGAGUAAAAGAAGACACUUCAUUCAGAGACGAAAGAACCGCGUUGUUCUCUGGGGUCCAGAAUGGAUUGGAGCGCUUCACUUCGGAAGAGCACAGAGUGAAUACAGGGCUAAACAAGUUGACUUGAUCAUGAGCUUCCGCAAAAGCUUUGGUCACAAGCUGUACCCUGGUUGGGGUGUGCACGCUUUGCAGUGGUCCGGUGAAUCAGCAUGA
Molecule: messenger RNA, 3153 nt
Organism: Durusdinium trenchii
Lineage: Eukaryota; Dinophyceae; Suessiales; Symbiodiniaceae
Source: the annotation of a GenBank genome assembly